Molecule: messenger RNA, 1857 nt
Organism: Closterium sp. NIES-67
Lineage: Eukaryota; Viridiplantae; Streptophyta; Zygnematophyceae; Desmidiales; Closteriaceae
Source: the annotation of a GenBank genome assembly
CCCAGUUCUCGGAUUCUAGCAUUGUCCAUUUUCGGUUGCUAGCCAUGGCUGACCACGCAGCACAUUCUGACUAGAAUUUGACCAUGCAUAGCACCCUCUGAUCAGUAGUCCCGCUCGUUUCCGCUCGUCUCAACUAUCCGCGCAGGCAAGAAUUGUAUCAAGCCUCUCCCAUGCUUGGCAUCGCAGCAUUAGAACCUAUGAAUAUAAUCCUCCUCUGGUCCAGGACAGACAGAACCUACGCUACAAUGCGGACGGGAAAUCCGGUGUUGGUUUUUCUUAUUCUAUUUUUCCUCGCGGCUGCUUCCUCGUCUUCCGCUCUAUCAACCGGAGAAUCGCAAACCGGCACCUUGUCAGCGGCGGGUCUCAACGUCCCUCCGACUUACAUUCCGGACCCCUCGCGAAUCAAGCAGCUCUCAUGGAAGCCCAGAGCCUUCUUCUACCCCAAUUUCCUCUCUGCUGCGGAGUGUGAUUACAUCGUCAACAUGUCGCGCCCGCUUAUGGAGCGGUCCACAGUGGUAGGGCAGGGGGGUAAGAGCGUGGUUGACACGAUCCGCACGAGCAACGGGUGCUUCAUUGACAAGUACAAGGACCCCGUCAUCAAGCGCAUAGAGGAGCGCAUCGCCGACUGGACCUUCCUGCCCCUGGUCAACCAGGAGGCGAUGCAGGUGCUGCAGUACCAGCACGGGCAGAAGUACGGCGCGCACUGGGACUACUACGACGAUAAGACGGCUCAGACGGGCGGCCCUAGAUACGCCACUGUGCUCAUGUACCUCACGGACGUGGGGAAGGGCGGCGAGACCGUGUUUCCGCAGUCUGAGGAGGAUCGCACAGAGAAGGAUGACAGCUGGAGUGACUGCGGCAAGCAGGGAAUUGCAGUGAAGCCCAUCAAGGGCAGCGCGCUGCUCUUCUUCAGCAUGAAUCCGGACGGCUCCUUCGACACGGCCUCUCUCCACUCGGGCUGUCCAGUCAUCUCGGGCGAGAAGUGGUCCGCCACCAAGUGGAUUCACGUCGACUCCUUUGACCCGCCCUUCCGCGACCCUGACGUGUGUCAGGACGACGAUGCUAAUUGCCCUGACUGGGCGCAAGCGGGCGAGUGUGAGCGCAACCCCAAGUACAUGAAGGGCACGGGGACCAUGCAGUAUGAGCUGGGGUUCUGUCGGAAGAGCUGUGGGGUGUGCUGAGUUGAGUGGGGGCUUGAGGGUGCUUGAGGGUGCGUUGUGUGUGCAGCUUUUGUGAGUGUGUCCGGCAGGAGAUGAACACAGCUGCGUGUGUGAGAGCGGGCGAGUGUGAGCACAACCCCAAGUAUUUGAAGGGCACGGGGCGCGUGCAGUAUGAGCUGGGGUUCUGUAGGGAGAGCUGUGGGGUGUGCUGACGAGGAGGUGGGGGAUGUCAGGGUUUGUGGCCGAGUGUGGGAGGAGCAGCGAGCACAUGAAGGGCACGGGAAGCAUGCAGUACGAGCUGGGGUUCUGCACGAAGACCUGUGGCGUGUGUUGAAGAGGAAGUGGGGGGGGUUAUGCGUGCGCGUGGUGUUUGUUCUGCUGUGGUGUGAAUGUGGCUUCAUUUCCCUUCAGUCUGCAAAUGGGAGUCAGCUAAGGGAUCUGACUUUCCUUCAGAAGUCGUCAACAGGUCACCAGGUCAACCAAUCGCAUAAGUCGAGGAUCAGUGUGGACGAUGGGAUUCUGUGCUUAAGACUUGCAUAGCAUUGCAUACCAGUCGCUUGUAUUUACAAGUGAAGUGACAGAUCCAAGGGAACUUUUCUAGCUACACCAGCUACACCGAUCGCCAUUGCUACAUUAUGAAUACUGCACCCUCUCGCCCUGCCUUUGUCCCGUUCUCCAUGAUCUUCCCGGAUAGAGU